AGGUAUCGAGUGUUGUUCGCGUCAACAAAUUUUGACGUUUACUUCAAACAUAACCUAGCUGUUCUUAUAUUUUGAUAUAUUAUAUAUAUUUGUUUAUUUUCAUUUUUUGCAGUCAAUUUAAAAAAUUAUUAUUAAAAUUUAUUUUUCCUAUAUCUGGAUCAUGACUUUUUAUGUUUUUACUGUAUUUUAUUUAUUAAUCUCAGCGUGUUUUAUUUAUCCACCAAUUGAAUUUGUGUCAGCUGGAAUAACAAUAAAAGAUAUUUUUUCAAGUUGGUUAGGCAAUGAAAAUGAAUUUUUUGUGCAAUAUCAUAUAAAAAGAAGUAUAGCAACAUUAUUUGUACAUUCUAUGCUUCCAUUUGGGUAUACACUUGGAAUCGUUCUAUUUGGAAAUGUAGAAGCAGCACAAAUUUUGCUGGGAAAGGAAAAUCCUUUAUGGCCAACAUUAGCUGCAUGCUCAUUAAUUGGACCAAUUUACGCUUUAUUCAAAGUUAUAGCAUGGUCGAAAAAUAAUUGGUCUACACAUCCAAUUGCCGAAUGUCUAUCAGUUUAUUGCAAUAAUAAUACUACAAAUUGGAUGUCUGUUGCAUCAGAUAUUAACAUUGAAUAUAGAAGAGUAGACAAAAUAGUGAUUGAUACAAAUAGUGUUACGCGCAUUGUUGCAACUGACAAUUGGAUUAUUAAAGUUUCACCGUACAAAUUGCAAAUUGCACAUCAAAGCGAUACGGCUUUAAUUGUUAAUAAAAGUGAUACCCAUGUUAUGUCACCAACGACUAGAGGCGAAGUACAAUUUGUUAAUAUUGAGGUAAAACCAACAAGAAAUGGUGCUCAGUCUUUCAAUAUACGACUAAAUGCUUUGGAUUUCAAGGAUUUACAAGAUAAAAUUUUGAGGCCAAUUACUGUUUUGGAUAAUGUCACAUUUCACAGAACAGUUUUGGACAGGUUUAUUGACACAUUUAAAGAAGAAGUUGCAAAAAAUCCAUUAUACGAAACAAACCAGGAAUUGGAACAAUGUAUUGGUUGUAUGCAAACGACUUCAAACGUGAAACUUAAUAAAUCAUGUAACAAUAUUAGUGAAGAAUUUGGUCCUGACGCGUGUGUUACAUGUUACUGUCGACCAAUGUGGUGUAUAGAAUGCAUGGCAAAAUGGUUUGCUUCAAGGCAAAAUGAAAAUGCAACAGAAACGUGGUUAUCCUCAAAAUGUACUUGUCCAGUUUGUCGAGCGAAAUUCUGUCUUCUUGACGUGUGUUUAGUUAAAAUUAAUAAUUCGUAAAGAAAAAAAAGGUAUGUUUUUUUUUUUUAAAAUAUGUAGGUAUGAAAUUAAAUUUGCCGAAUUGUAAAGAAAUAUUUUUGGAUUUCUAAAAAUUAAUCAAUAAGGACAUUUUGUUAAAAAAAUAUUGUAUUCUAUUUUAUUAUAAAUCUUUCUUUUCAAUUAUAAAAUAAAUUAAAAGAGAAAAUUUAAAGAAUAUAAAUAAGAGUUUAAAAAAACGAUACUUUGUUGACUGUUUCACUAAUAAUAAAUAUAAUACUUAAAUAUAUAUAAAUAUAUCUUGAGUAACUAACAUUGUAUACGUGAUUUACUGUAAAUAAUAUAAAAAUUCAUUUUUCAAAAAUGUAAAAAUUAUAAAUUUUAUGCGUGUAAAAAUAUUUUAAGUCAAGUAUUUAUUGUUUGAUAUAAGUGAAAUAUAAUGAAAAUAAAUAACUUUUAUACUGUC
Messenger RNA from Leptopilina boulardi, 1712 nucleotides. RefSeq names its product E3 ubiquitin-protein ligase TM129. Gene Ontology annotation, cellular component: membrane; endoplasmic reticulum. NCBI's taxonomy places the organism in Eukaryota, Metazoa, Arthropoda, Insecta, Hymenoptera, Figitidae. The record is from RefSeq and is a predicted model, not a curated record. Gene Ontology annotation, molecular function: ubiquitin protein ligase activity. Gene Ontology annotation, biological process: protein ubiquitination. The coding region runs from base 161 to 1270 and encodes 369 amino acids. The transcript is spliced from 6 exons.